AUGAAAUCCCUCUAUGCUGGCAAUAUUGAUGUUGGUCCAAAGUUUGUUUCUUCUGUUCGUUCUUAUGUUGCUACAUGGCGUUCCAUCUACCAAUCAUUGUCGCCUGAUUCGGUUGUGGCCUUCAACGCUUUGGCCUCAAUGGGUCCCAAUUGUGAGCGCUUCAUCCAGUACGCCUUGGAGCACCGCUUUGAUACGUUCGCUGCUUCAUCAAAGAAGUACAAUAACAAAUCGAAGGGUGAUGGUAUUAAAUGUUUCCGUUGUAAGAGGCGUGGUCAUACUUCCAACAAUUGUCAUGUCUCUUGGGAAGAGGUUCAGGCUGCUCGCCAAGAUAAUAAGGAUGACAAGGAAUCUAAGGAGGCUAAAACCUCAAGAGGUUGGUUUGCUGAGACUAUUGAUGAAUUUUCUGAGAUAGUUGAUGAUGAUCCAUUUGUGAGUUCCGCUUUUGUGUCCGAGACAUCUGUUGUUUCUGAAAAGUUUGGUAACAGUUGCUCCGAGUCGUUUGAUGAUUUGGAAUCCGAACUUUUUGAUUCUUCUGAGCCGUGUGUCGGCGAUGAAGAUUGUUUUGUUGGUCAAGUUUCUGAGUAUUGUUCAAACUCAGAACUUGAUAUUGAUUCAGUUGGUAAACCGUUUGUUGGUUCCACUGAUGAUUCUUGUUUUAUUUCUGAACCUACAUCACGUUUUGUUGCUGAAUCUACUACUUCUGCUGAGGCCAACUUAGUUGUUGGGUCUGAUUCUUUUGACUUUAUCCAUGAUACCGGUGCUACCAGUCACAUUUGCAAUAACAUCUCAUAUUUUUCUUCUCUCGUCCCACUUCGGCUACCAUUCCCAGUCCAUGAGGUGUUUGUUGUUGAGUCGUCUGCCAAUCUUUGGCACAAGCGACUUGGUCACGCCAGUGUGGACGUUCUCAAGAAAUUAUCUAAGUCACUUUCUGUCAAGCCUACUCAUUUUGAGGUUGUGGAUAGUCAUAAGUGUGACGCUUGUUUGGGUGGCAAAGCCACAGCAUUGCCAUUUAAUGGUACCACAGAAAAAGCUAGUCGUCCUUUGGAAUUAUUUGUUUCUGAUUUGAGUGGUCCUCAUGUCGCUACCCCUGUGGGUCAUCGUUAUGUCUUAACCAUUAUGGAUUAUUAUUCCAGGUACUCUUAUGUGGAGUUGUUGGUUAGGAAAAGUGAUGCAAGUCUUGCCAUUCGUAACUUUAUUGCUAGGUACCUGGAGCAGUUCUUUGUGUCUAAGGGUAUCAAGCAUACUUAUACAGUUCCUCAUACUCCUCAACAAAAUGGUGUUGCUGAGCGAUUGAAUCGCACAUUAUUUGAGAAAGCCAAGUCUAUGCUUUAUAUGCUCAUGCUCCUGAAUACUUAUGGGGUGAAGCUGUCAACUUAUCGAGUUCUUCUUGAUUCAAGCAUUGUUGAAGCCAGGAGUGUUUACUUUGAUGAGUCCAAGUUUCCAUUUAUGAAAAGUGAUAAGGACUUGUCUAUUAAUGGUACUGGUGUUGGGUUUAGUGUUGGUUCUGGUUCAGGGUCCAUUUCUGGUUCUAGUUUUGGGUCUCAUAGAUCUUUACCAGCAUCCUCAUCUGGUUCUGGUUCUGGUUCUGGUUCUGGUUCUGGUUCUAUUUGUGCUUUUACCGUCUCCGUCUCCGUCUUCUUCUCCGUCUCAUCUCCGUCGCCGCCUCCUUCUUCUUCUUCUUCUAUUAUUGUUCAUAAGCCCCCGUUCUGUUCGUCGCAUUUUGUCUACACCUUCUGCCCUCUUGAGUCUCCUACUCUUCCUUCUAUUGCUUCAGUUCCAUCUCUUCCUAGUUCUCCCAUUCUUCCACCUUCAGAUCAUGAUGUCUCUAUCUCUCCUGACUCUAACUUAUCUGAAACUGGUCCAUCUAUUAAUGAAUCUGAUAUUUCAGGUGAUUCUGGGAUCUCGCAACGAGGGGUGAUAUUGGGUUUCAACCCGUCUAUCAUUGCUUCGUCUCCCACUCCACCACCUUCUGUUGAAUUGGAAGUAGUGCCACUUAGUCAAGAAUCUCCUUCGUCUGAUCUUGUUAAUUCUCUUGACCAAGCUGGUGUUAGUGUUGUCACUAAGGAUGAUACUCAAGCUGUUUUGCCUAAAUCUCGAUCUCGUGUUGUUGCUGUUCGUUUACCUUCUAUAACUCCUGCCAAACGCCCGAGUUCUGAUGACAUUGUUUCACCUCCUUCUAAACACCUUUGUGAAAAUUCUUUGAAACAAUCUCCAGUGUCUGCAACACCUGCAAAACGUCCAGCUGAAGAAGAGUGUAUUUCUUAUCGUCAUCCUAGUAGUUUUGAAGAAGCUAUGUCUAGUGAAGAAGCUGAGUUUUGGCUUGAAGCCUGUGCUAUCAAUAGCAAAUGGGUGUUUAAAGUUAAGCGCAAAGCUGACGGUUCAAUUGAACGUUACAAAGCUCGUCUCGUGUGUAUUGGAUUUUCGCAAGUUGAAGGUAUUGAUUAUACUGAAACUUUUGGUUCUGUUGUUCGUUACGAGACUGUGAGGAUUGUUCUUGCUAUUGCUGCUCAGUUUGGGUUCCAGGUUCAUCAUAUGGAUGUCGAGACUGCAUUUUUAAUGCUCCUUUGUGUUGGAAUGAGAAGAUUCAUGGUGCUCUUUGUCAAACUUGGGUUUAUUCGUAAUGAAAGUGACUACGGCGUGUAUACCAAAGGAUCUGGGUCUACCAUGGUCAUUAUUGCACUGUAUGUUGAUGAUUUACUUAUUUCUGGCAAUUCUUCUGAAGUCAUUGCCAAAACCAAGUCUUCUUUUGUCAUCUAUGUUUAA
Molecule: messenger RNA, 2763 nt
Organism: Magnusiomyces paraingens
Lineage: Eukaryota; Fungi; Ascomycota; Dipodascomycetes; Dipodascales; Dipodascaceae
Exons: 11
Coding region: 1-2763 (920 amino acids)
Biological process (GO): DNA integration
Molecular function (GO): nucleic acid binding; zinc ion binding
Source: RefSeq, a predicted model, not a curated record